Chara braunii is the source of this 1716-nucleotide messenger RNA. The record is from the annotation of a GenBank genome assembly. Lineage: Eukaryota; Viridiplantae; Streptophyta; Charophyceae; Charales; Characeae.
UACUGCCACAAGGCCAAAAGCGGACAUGGAGGCAUGACUGCGACAGAUCAUUGGCCUCCUGGACUACCACAAUGAAAACACAAAGGAGUGGGCCGGCACAGAACUCCUCCAAUGAGGAGGUUCAGUGAGAAAGAUGAAAACAUUUGCACCGCACAACCAGUGACAACCUUCCGCGAUAUAUGCCUGUCACCGAACAGCACAAGGCAAAGAAGAACGCAAAGAAGAAGAAGAAGAAGAAGAAGAAGAAGAAGAAGAAGAAGAAGAAGAAGGCGAAGGCGAAUGCGAAGAAGAAGAAGGCGAAGAAGAAGAAGUUCAAGAAGGCGAAGGCGAAGAAGGCGAAGGCGAAGAAGGCAAGGAAGAAGGCGAAGGUGAAGGCGAACGCGAAGAAGGCGAAGGCGAAGGCGAAGAAGGCGGAAGGCGAAGGUGAAGGAGGCGAAGGCGAAGGCGAAGAAGGAGAAGGCAAAGGCGAAGGCGAAGGAGAAGAGGCGAAGAAGGCGAAGAAGGCGAAGAAGAAGGCGAAGAAGAAGGCGAAGAAGGCGAAGAAGGCGAAGAAGGCGAAGAAAAGGGCGAAGAAGAAGGCGAAGAAGAAGCCGAAGAAGGUGAAGAACGCGAAGAAGAAGAAUAAGAAGGCAAAGAAGAAGAAGAAGAAGGCGAAGGCAGCGAAGAUGAAGAAGAAGGCGAAGAAGAAGGCAAAGGCGAAGGUGAAGGCAAACGCGAAGAAGGCGAAGAAGGCGAAGAAGGCGCAGAAGGCGCAGAAGGCGAACGCGAACGCAAAGAAGGCGACGGCGAAGGGGAAGAAGAAGGCGAAGGCGAAGAAGAAGGCAAAGAAGGCGAGGAAGGCGAAGAAGGCGAAGAAGGAGGCGAAGAAGGAGGCGAAGAGGCGAAGAAGGCGAAGAAGGCGAAGAAGGCGAAGAAGAAGAAGGCGAAGAAGGCGAAUAAGAAGAAGAAGGCGAAGGCGAAGAAGGCAAGAAGGCGGCGAAGAAGGCGGCAAAGAAGAAGGCGAAGAAGGCCGCAAAGAAGAAGGCGAAGAAGAAGGCGAAGGCGAAGAAGAAGGCGAAGAAGAAGGCAAAGAAGAAGGCAAAGAAGAAGGCAAAGAAGAAGAAGAAGGCGGCGAAGGCGGCGAAGGCGGCGGCAACGAAGGAGAAGGAGAAGGAGAAGGAGAAGGAGAAGGAGAAGAAGAAGAAGAAGAAGAAGAAGAAGGUGAAGAAGGCGGCGAAGAAGAAGGCGAAGAAGGCGAAGGCGAAGAAGGCGAAGGUGAAGAAGGCGGCGGCGAAGGAGAAGGAGAAGGAGGAGGAGGAGGAGGAGAAGAAGAAGAAGAAGAAGAAGAAGAAGAAGAAGAAGAAGAAGAAGAAGACGAAGAAGACGAAGACGACGAAGAGGAAGACGAAGAGAAAGGCGAAGAGGAGGAGGAAGAGGAGGAAGACGAAGAGGAGGAAGAGGAGGAAGAGGAGGAAGAGGAAGAAGAAGAAGAAGAAGAGGAGGAAGAAGAAGAAGGAGGAGGAGGAGGUGGCGGAGGAGGUGGAGGAGAAGGGGGAGGGAGGACAGCAAUUCCUCAGUGGGUGCUCAGACCACCGAAAAGGCUUGAGAGAGAGAGAGAGAGAGAGUUGGAAUCAUGCAGGGACUUCUGACUCGAGGGAUGGUUAGCGAAGGACGUGUGAAGUGCUGCAGUCAUUUUGGAGACUUACUGACGUCCUCUUGGUCACAGAACCCAGAAAG